CGCAUCGAGGGCAACAACAACGAGGGCACCCUCUUCGAGGGCUGCAUCACCUCGGGCCCGGCCAACAUCACCACCCCGUCCGGCGGCACGCACCUGUGCGACGGCACCAACAACAACAACAACCCGGCCCCCGGCGCGACCCUGACGACCGACAUCGCCGCCGCCGGGGCGCAGGAGGGCUUCGACUUUGACGGCACCUACAGCAACCAGUUCCAGGACUUCUUCAUCCAGCGCAUCGGCGCCUCGGCCCAGACGAGCAACCAGUUCUGGGGCGUCAUGCGCGACCGCGUCUUCACCUCGGCCGGCGGGUGCCAGGAGCAGGUGAUCCCCGGCACCGAGGGCCUGUGGGCCUUUGACGCCUUCAACGCCAACGCGUUCCUCAGGCUCAGCCCGGCGUACCAGGUCGUCCGCGCCCUCGAGACGCUGUCCGUCACCGUCACCGUCACGGGCACCAACGGCAACGGCGGCGACGACUACCCCGUCGGCGGGGCCACCGUGGGCGGGCAGACCUCCGACGCCAACGGCAGCGUCCAGAUCCCCGUGCCCCUGACGCCCGGGUGCUACCAGUACAAGGCCCUCCGCAGCGGCGCGAUCCGCAGCAACGUCUUCUACCUCACUGUGCUGCCGGCCAAUCCCUGA
Microdochium trichocladiopsis is the source of this 639-nucleotide messenger RNA. RefSeq lists its product as uncharacterized. The annotation marks the transcript as partial. The transcript has a single exon. The record is from RefSeq and is a predicted model, not a curated record. NCBI's taxonomy places the organism in Eukaryota, Fungi, Ascomycota, Sordariomycetes, Xylariales, Microdochiaceae.